This is a messenger RNA of Durusdinium trenchii, 1685 nucleotides long. The record is from the annotation of a GenBank genome assembly. Lineage: Eukaryota; Dinophyceae; Suessiales; Symbiodiniaceae.
CAGGUGUUAUGUUUUUACAAUGCUAGAACAGGUUUGUUUGCUUUGGUUGCUUUGCAAAGUGGAUUUGCUUCUGGAUGACUGGAUGGAACGAGGGUGACUUGGUUCACAAGGAUCAAGGAUCAAGAGUGUAGCUGAAGUGGUCGGAAGACUAGGGUUUCUUGAAUUUCGACCAUUCAUGAAGGUGUCCCUGAGCAUCCUGUUUGCCGGAUGGUGCUUUUGCAUGGCGGCGGGUGCCGCAGAAUGCGAAGAUGAAGUGGAACCAGCUGCCCUGCUGCAAGUCAGCGGCCAUGGUUCUGACCAAGGCAGCCACUUGCAGCCUCAUCCACCUCAUCCACCACAUCCGCAUCCACCUCAUCCACAUCCGCCUCAUCCUGAUCCCCCCCAUCCACCCCAUCCGCCUCAUCCUCCUCAUCCGCCUAGCACGAGCUCGUACAUCCUCCAGGCCUACUGCGGUGACUCCUGGUUGACUCUUUGCAGUGACAUCCCGAGUGGAUGGCAGCAGCACAAUGGGAAGUUCCAAGCAAACAUCAGCGAGGAACCUCCGGCCGCCUCCUCAGAUUCGGAUGCCUCCAACAACUACCUCACCUUUGGAGGGUAUAAAGUGAAUGAUGGGACCUUGCCAAGUACUAGCACACUCACUGGGUGGUUCUCCACUUUGAACGCCAACAAUGUGGAAAUGGACAUGGAGGGCGACGCCAUCAACUACACCAAUUGGACAGUGGCGGCUGAAUGGGCUGUUCAAAUCAAAGAGGCCAGUCCCAGUUCCAAGAUCCAGAUGACCGGCAUGGUGGCGUACUACCCCAAUGCAAGCCAAAUCGCCGAAGACUACCCAGACACCGUGGACUACUUUGCCGUUCUGAUCCAUGCCUAUUAUAUGGACAAGAACGGCUACGCCAUCGACUGUUCCAACCCCUACUCGGGCGAAACCUGGGGUUAUGUGCAGAAUUGGCUCAAUACUUCGAUUCCAAAGAGCAAGCUCAUUCUGGCCCUCACCACAAUUGACUUGAAGCCCUGCUAUAUGGACGUGAUCAAGACCUGGAUCAAGUUCUACAGUUUGGCAGGUAUGAGCUUCUGGGAUUGGCAGAAUCGCUCAAGCGACGUCUCCUUGGAAUGUAUCGAGGACCCCGAUGUCAAUUGCACUUCCUCUACUAGCAGUACUACCGUGACGACCACCACGGCCUCCUGCGACGACCAGUGUGUGCAAGGUCCGUACAAGGGACAAUGUUGCGAUCCUGACUCGGUGACCACGAAGGGGAGCUGUGCCACAUUGGGGCAGGAGGGUUGCUGCGGAAACACGGACAGCAGCGAGUCCUACUGCCAAGUCCAGCGUUGCCACGCCAAAUGCUCCAGUGAUAGUGAUGUCCCAGGCGCUUGCUGUGACACCAGUCAGAGCACGUCGAAAGGGAAUUGUGGCGAGAUCGGCCAGGAGGCUUGUUGUGGAGACACCGACGGCACCAAGAAUUGGUGCCAAGCUACAUCAUAAUUUGAUAUAGGCAGGCUCACGUCGAAUCCUUAGGCCUAAGGCAAAAGCCCUAUGGUCGGGGUGGCGCAUUUGUUCCAGUAGUUUGGAAGUUGAAAUCCACAACCAUCAAGCACUGUAGAGGAGUUAUUGUUGCAUGGUGAUUUGCACACCUGCUUGGCUUGAAUUCUUGUGGUGUUUUGUAACUUCCUGUGGUGGCGUCAAA